AUGGGAUGGGCGCCAGGCCUGCGAACUCCAGGCACUGCGAAGCUGCGCGCGCUCAGUCGAUGGGUGCUCACCGUGCUCGUGGCCGCGAAUUCUGCAAGGCCGGGGGAGUCGGAGAUACGCUCGGGUGACUGGGCAGCCUGCGGCGAGUCCAGCGAGUGGUCGGCCUUCCGGCAAGACGCGCUGGCGGAACGUGCUGCAGACAAUGGGGAUGGUUUGGGCAGUGAGGUUAGUGACGCUCUGGCCCGAAAGGCCCGGGCCCUCCUUAAGCGCUGGCAGGUCCCGGCCACGCAGUGGCUGUCCAUGCUGGGAAGCUCCAGGCCCAUCGCAGACGAUGGAAGUGCGGUGGAGCAAGCGCAUUGCGGAGCAGCUGUGGACAUCAGCCGCGGUGUCCUUGCUAGGGACAUCAGUCGCGGAUUUCAUCCCUAUCAUCUCCUGACAUUGGACAAGGACAGCCCAGCCUGGUUCCAGGAGGACUUCCUCCGAUGGCGCCGGGACUUCUGCUACCUGGGAUACGUGGUCGCGCUCUAUGUGCGCGCGGCCUCGCGCCUGUCGCGCCUGGACCAGACCGGAGACGAGCGAAGCGAGGAGAACAUGAAGCUCUCGAGGAUUGAUCUGCAGACCGCGUCGUCCAUGUUGGGUCGCUGCCGCGAGAUGGACUUCCUGGAUCGCUCCACAUGGGGUGUCCAUUCCAUCGACAUCGAUCUCAACCUGCUGCGCGUGGGCGCGCCGCUUCCGCAGCCGGCCAGCGGCGAGGCGCCUCCCUUCCCGGCCCACUUUGGGCCGUGGCGGGGACUCGAGCUGGAUCUCCCUGAGGAGCACCGGAGCGCUCGGCAGAACCUCUGGCAGGCCUUGGCCAACGGCGCUCGGUUCCGGCGGGGUUUGGAGUCGCAGGUGGCGCGCAAGGUGGCCUCUGGGGAGCUCACCGGCUGGCAGGGCCCGCGCCCUUUCUGGCGAGGGCGCCCCAUUCACGCGGCCCUCUUUGCCGUGCCCGUUUGGUACGCAACGGAGUUCUUGGUGGGGCUCUUCAAGUGGCGCUUCCCGGCCUUGCCGCUCUCAGUUCUCUGCGCACCCCUCGGAGGAUACAACCUGCCAAGAUCUAACGAGCUGAGGGACCUCGUGGAGCCUCUGUUAACAGAACCUGCGGAACUGCGGCCCUUGCGUUUGAUCGAGGGCUAUUGCUGCGACUGGGAUCAGGUGGACUUUCUGGUGGUGCGACGAGCCUUGAGGCAACUGGCUCGCACGCUGGCAUCCUUCUCCCUCCUGGUUUGUGCUGGGCCCCUCUGGCUUUGCCUCCUUAUGCGCGAGGGAGCCCCCCAGGUACCCAUGCUGGCACACUGCCUCACGUUCCAGGAUCUGGACCUCCAAAUGCCGUUCGAAGAUCGGGUGGCAUGGGUGCAUCGGAAGGUCCUGGAGAACUUCGGUGGCCCACCAAGCUCAAGAAGCUCAAGCUCAAGCUCCGGUGGGGUUUCUGGGGUCCUGGUGCAGGAUGACAUGCAGCGCGUCUACUACCCCAUGGCUUUCGACUUCUCCCGACGGGGGAACUUCAGCCAUGCGGGCCAGCUGAGCUUCUUCCAGAUGCCUUACAUUCAGGCGCGCUACACGCAGCGGCGGCUCAGUGAGGUGGUUGUCGUGCGGGAAGGCACCACGAAACGCUGGACGCUGUCACUCCGCGGGCACCUUUGGUACCUGAAGCUCAAGCAGCUGUCCUCUGCAGCUGGCGCCUCCUCGGAGCGCUGCUGUCGGCUUCGGUUCUUGAAGGACGAGCCGAUGCGGAUACCGUACUCGGAGAUUGCCGAGCAUCGAGCUGCCAUCUUCUUCCCGGGCAUUGGUCAUGCCAAGCUGACGUUGCACGAGCUGCGGACGAUGGGGAUGCCCACCCUCUUCCCGGCAAAGAGCCUCAUGUACCGAGUGGAGGACCUGAUCCUGGACUCACGCCAGCCCUACAGUGGGAGCUAUGAUGGCUGUGGCUCACAGCCGGGUGCGACGGCAUCGGCAAUGCGCACCACAGCUCCCUGGGUCCUGUCGCUGUGCGGGUGGCGGCGCCACGCUUACUUCAUGGAGUGGUCCAGCUUCUACCGCUACCCCUACUUCCUGCCCUUCGAAAGCAUCCCGCACCUUCUGCAGCUCGUGGGUGCCAUGACUUCGCCGGAGCUCUGGGCCCUGAGCCUGAAGAUGCGGCGUUUGAACGCGCGGCUCCGGGCAGACGAGGUGAAGUUCUGGGGCGACCUGCUUCUGGCCCUGGCCUCCUUGGGCACGGAGCGUGAAAACUUCGGGAGCCGCGACGGCAGCUCCGGGAGCUUCGGGGUGCCUUCAAGGGAUCCCACGUGCUCCUUCGGUGUCAGGGAGCACCGAAACCGAACGGACCGAACGAACCGAACGGACCGAACGGACCUGCCGGCCGCGUGCUGCGCGAGCCACUGCGGGACCUGUGAUGACGAAAGGUGUGAGCAGCGAGGUGACCCUGGCGCGUGCUGUCCCUCGCUGCUGCAGAGAGCUUGUCAGGAACACCCUCCACCUUGCCAGAUGACGCUUGACACAUCAUCUCCGUGA
Messenger RNA from Symbiodinium natans, 2550 nucleotides. NCBI's taxonomy places the organism in Eukaryota, Dinophyceae, Suessiales, Symbiodiniaceae. The record is from the annotation of a GenBank genome assembly.